CAACCAAUGACGGGUGGCCAGACUCGAUUCUGUCCUGAGCCUGAGUCAUACAAAAAGUUUAUCGUGACUUUUUUACUGUUAUUAUAUUUAAUUUUAUCAAGCUGAAAAAUGGCGAAAAAACCAGGAGCAGCCCAAGCUUUGCACAAGGUGAUAAUGGUUGGGAGUGGAGGUGUUGGUAAAUCGGCUCUGACACUACAAUUUAUGUACGAUGAGUUCGUAGAAGACUAUGAGCCAACGAAAGCUGAUUCAUACAGAAAAAAAGUAGUGCUAGACGGCGAAGAAGUACAAAUAGAUAUUUUAGAUACAGCUGGUCAAGAAGACUAUGCAGCAAUCAGGGAUAAUUAUUUUAGAAGUGGUGAGGGUUUCCUGUGUGUGUUUUCUAUCACGGAGGAUGACAGUUUUCAAGCUACUCAGGAGUUCAGAGAGCAAAUUCUGAGAGUUAAAAACGACGAGAACAUUCCUUUCUUAUUGGUCGGCAACAAAAGUGAUCUUCAGGAAAAAAGAAAAGUUAGUUUGGCUGAGGCUCAAGGAAGGUCUCAACAAUGGGGUGUUCCUUACGUGGAAACGAGCGCUAAAACUAGAGAAAAUGUUGACAAGGUGUUUUUUGACUUGAUGCGCGCAAUAGCAGCGCGCAAAGCCCAAGAAAAUAAAAUCGAGGGUGCCGAGCGUAAAAACAACAAACGAUGUUGUGUUAUUCUCUAACGAAAUGGAGGCAACUUUAUAGUUUGUUUAUGUUUAAAAACAAAAAAAUACAAAGUAGGUUUAAUAAUUAUUAUUAUAAUUAUUAUGAUUAUUAUUAUAUAAAUAUUAUUAUAGUGUAAUGUACGUCCAACUAAAUGCGUUUGUAUAACAUACCGGCGUUCUCAAACCCUUUACAGUGAUAAAGCCUUGAUACUAUUUUACAUCUAUGACUGUAUCUACAGUAUACUCGAGGGACCUACGACACGACUUGAUUCUGGAUCAAAUAAAUCUUUAAUACAUAUAAAUAUAUGUUAUAUUAUAAUAUAUACAGUCGCUUAUUGUUCUCUUACACGCCUUAUAAUACUACUCGUAUUUGUAUAUUUUUGUUUUUACUUUUACUUAUAUAUAUUAAUUAACAUCCAAUUGUAUUUUGUCUUUAAAUCACUUGGUUAAGAUUUUAAAUUAACACAGAGCACCGGUGCUUUGAUUAAUACGCGCAUAAACAAAUUUUUCAUUGUUAUUUUAUAAUAUAUUAAUUUUAAAUUUAUGUUACGGCAACUCAAUGACGUUUAAUAAAUAGCACAAAUGAUAAUUAACGUCAUUAAAUAUUUUCAUUACAACUUUUAGUGCUGAAAUUUAAAAAAACUAAAUUAUUUUUUAUUAUAAUAUACAUAUAUUGUAUUUAGAUAAUAAUUAUUAUUAUUUUGAGUAUUUAAUAAUUUACUUUUAUAUGAUAAUUGAAAAGACAGUAUAUUUAAUUAUUUUCGUUAAUAAAUCUUGUUAAUUAACAAGUUAUGUAAAUUAAUAUAAUUUAAAUAAUAAAUAAGUUAUAAAAAAACUAGACAUUUAUUUUACCUUUUUAAUUUCAGCACUUGACAUGUAAUGAAAAAAAAAUAAAAUGUCGAGAUUGUAAGCCUAUAAAUUAUUAUUGCUAUUUUUACACUCACUGCCACUUAAUUUUUAUGUUGCUUUGCUCUAUCAAUGAAUUAAUCAUUGAUUAAUGUUAAAGAUUAAAAUACUUAUCAGUUGAUAAUAAUUAAAUAUAAAUGAAUACUUAACUGCAGCCAUGACUGAUUAUUUUAACUGCAGUUAUUUUUUAAAAAUAACAUUAUUUCUGUGAUUAACUUUUCCGUAAAUGGACCGUUGAAUUUAAAUUUUUAAAUAUGAAUACUAAUAAUUAUUGUUAAUAAUAAAUAGAAGAUGCUCAUAAGAAUUGACUAUUGAAUAUUAAUUGAUGAAAUUUUUGGUUUUAUAUUUUUGUACUUUAGUAGUUAGUCGCGUCUUUUGAGUACUCUUGCAAAAAAAACUUAAUAAUCAAAUUAAUUGUAUAAUUUAAAUAAAAAAAAGUUUUUAUUGUCUAAUAAUUGGUGCAAAAUAAUAGUUCACUUUGUAUAGCUGGCUAGCAUUCUUCGGUAUUUAUAUUAAUAUAUAGAUACAUAUAUAAUAGAGGUGUGCGAAUUGUGUUCGAACCGAAUCGACUUACAAAUAAUUCAAAGUUCGAAUCAAUUUGAUACGAAUAAUUCGUAAAUUCAAACUAUUCCCACACUUCUUAUAUAUAUAUAUAUAUGUAUAUAUAUAAUUAUCCUACUCUUAUAAAACUUAACAAUAAAAAAUGUUUUAUGUAUAAAUGUAAACAUCAUGAAAUAAAAUAAUAAAAAAAAAUUUUUCUAACAAUU
Microplitis demolitor is the source of this 2357-nucleotide messenger RNA. RefSeq names its product ras-related protein Ral-a (gene Rala). The transcript has 5 exons. The record is from RefSeq and is a predicted model, not a curated record. Gene Ontology annotation, biological process: Ras protein signal transduction. Bases 109 to 702 code for a protein of 197 amino acids. NCBI's taxonomy places the organism in Eukaryota, Metazoa, Arthropoda, Insecta, Hymenoptera, Braconidae. Gene Ontology annotation, molecular function: GDP binding; GTP binding; GTPase activity. Gene Ontology annotation, cellular component: plasma membrane.